Messenger RNA from Rotaria sordida, 1566 nucleotides. The record is from the annotation of a GenBank genome assembly. Lineage: Eukaryota; Metazoa; Rotifera; Eurotatoria; Philodinida; Philodinidae.
AUGGUACCAUCAUCAGAGUAUAUUAUAGAAUUUAAAGUAGAUGUUUUGAAAACAUUAAAACUUGUUGGUAUAACAACAGGCGUUUUAACAGCAAUUGGUGUUAGUGCUUAUUAUAUUCAUCGAAAUUUACAAAGUUCGAAACGUGUUAUUCUACGUGAUGAAGUACGAAAUAUUCUUCGCCCAUUUCAAUUAACUGAAGAACAAAUUCGCCGUGUUAUGGCAAAUUUAAAUACUGAAAUGACAAAUGGUCUAAAAUCUGAUGAAGCAAUAACAAAUGAUUUAGCUAUGUUUCCAACUUUUGUACAUCAUGGACCAAGUGGACAAGAAUCUGGAGAAUAUUUAGUUGUUGAUUUAGGUGGCUCAAAUUUUCGUGUUUCACAUGUUGUUAUUGAAGAAAGAAAUCGAAUGCGUUUAAAUAAUAAAAUAUUUCUUAUUCCACAUUCAUUAUUAUUAGGUGCAGGUGAAAAAUUAUUUGAUUAUAUUGCUGAAUGUUUACAAAGAUUUAUUGAUGAUAAUAAAUUAUCCUUACAUAAAUCAAAUGAUCAUCAAUUUGAUUUAGCUUUCACAUUUAGUUUUCCUUGUAAACAAAGAAGUUUAAGAGAAGCUACAUUAGUAUCAUGGACAAAAGGUUUUAGUUGCACCAGUGUUGUUGGUAAUGAUGUUGUUAGUAUGUUGCAACAGGCCAUUAAUCGACGAAAGGGUCUCAGAAUAGAAGUUGUUGCUUUAGUUAACGAUACAGUUGGUACAUUAAUGGCUUGUAGUUCAACUUAUCGUGAUUGUAGAGCAGGUGUUAUACUUGGCACAGGAACAAAUGCAUGUUAUUUUGAAAAUAUUGAAAAUGUGCCUAAAUGGAUAGGUCCACGAGAUAAUACACUAAAACAAGUUGUAAUUAGUACAGAAUGGGGUGCACUUGGAAAAAAUGGUUGUCUUGAUUUUAUUCGAACGGAUAUUGAUCGUGAACUUGAUGAAUCAAGUUUAACACCACAACAACAAGUUUUUGAAAAAAUGAUAUCAGCUCUUUAUCUCGGUGAAAUUGUUCGUUUAAUUAUUGUUGAUUUGGUACAACGUUCUAUUCUUUUUCCGGGUCGUAUGCAAAAAUCACCAAGUAUUCGACCUGAUUAUAAUAUAUUUCUUAUUCUACGAGGAAGUUUCUAUGCGAAACAUGUUGCUGAUAUUGAAAGUGAUACAACGGAAGAUUUGUCAAUUACUGCUGCAAUUCUUACUUCAAUUGGUAUUCAUGAACCAUCAUAUGAUGAUUGUUAUAUUAUUCGAGAAGUAUGCAAGACAGUAUCACUUCGAGCAGCUAAAUUAGCAGCGGCAGCCAUUGCUGUGCUUAUUAAUCGUCUCAAUAUGCCUUCCGUAACAGUUGCUGUUGAUGGAACACUUUUUCGUCAUCAUAACAAAUUCAAGAAAAAUCUUAUUCAAACCUUAGAUCGAUUUGUACCAAGAACACAUCGUUUGGUUCUUUCUGAAGAUGGUUCAUCUAAAGGUUCAGCUUUAGUAGCUGCUGUUGAUCGCCGUUUAAAAACAGCAUCAUCUACAUAUGAAAAAAAUUUUCCAUCAUAA